Molecule: messenger RNA, 4451 nt
Organism: Astyanax mexicanus (Mexican tetra)
Lineage: Eukaryota; Metazoa; Chordata; Actinopteri; Characiformes; Acestrorhamphidae
Exons: 6
Coding region: 17-3637 (1206 amino acids)
Source: RefSeq, a predicted model, not a curated record
GCUGAACUCUGUGAAGAUGGAAGAGCUACUACCAGCUGAUCUUGUAAAAUUUCUAAACUUGGUGCUAACAGGGAGAGCUGACAUUGAUGGAGAAAAGUGUGAGAAGACCCAGAGGCUGGUCUACUCGAUCACACAAGAUGUGUGUCGUGCCGCAACUAACAGCACGUGGAAACUGCCAAAGCACAUACUUCUCUGUGCCACAGUUCGCCACCUCUAUCGAAGCAAACAGCUCACUACUAUUCUUGCACGACUAGGACACUCUGAGACAUACGACUUUGGUAUGGAGCUUGAGACAGCAAUGGCCAAAGCAUUUGAUGAGAUGUCCACCUACCUGACCCCUCAAAUCAUCUCUGGCAAGGGAAACUGUGUUUUUCACAGUGAGUGGGACAACCUGAACAGAAUUACAACCAAUGUGCUUGGAUCAAAUGUUGUAAACAGUGCUGGGGGGAUCAUGAUUCAAGAGGUAAAGGAGGGCCAUCAGAGCACCAAUGAAAGGAUCCUUCCUCUCUAUGAGAGAUCAUCAAAAAUGAGAAGCCUUAAGAUCACACCUCCAGAGACCCUGCCAGAGUUGGUAUUUAAGAGGGAUGGUCCCAAAUUCCCUAAAGAUGCCAGUUUUACCCACCCUGUUGAAAACCAGCAGUCAUACGAUGCAUCAAUGUUGGAGUACUACAUCUAUCUGCUCUGCAGACGUCUAAGCAGUGAGGGAAAGCAGCAGGUGCCUGGAUUUGGUGGCUUUAUUUCAAGCACUGGAAAGGUCCCUCCUAGAAAAUCUACUAUUGACUUCUACACCCCCAUCAAUCAGCCUAUAACAGACAAUGCAGUGGUGUAUGAACUGCUAAAGAGGUCUGAGGCAGCAACAGAGGAGGUUGGCCAACCAUACACCAUCAACACGUUUGACCUUGGCGUGGUCAUGAAGGCCUGCCCUAUAGUCUGGAAGUAUGAAGAGGAAUUCAAAAAGCAUAUCAUAAUCCUUGGCAAGUUCCACACAGCCAUGAAUUACAUAGGCAAACUAACUGGGUACAAGUGUCAAGGUUCAGGCUAUGCAGAAAUCCUCAUUGAGGCAAACCUUGCAACCAGUGGCUGCCUGAAAAAUAUUCUCAGUGGGAAAGCAUAUGCCAAGGCCCUCUUUGGCCUUAAAGUGGUCACAGAGGCUCUUGAACGGCUGCUGAUCAAUGUUUUCCUAGAAGAGGAGAAUCUGGCAAUACCUCAGGAGACCCUCACCAAUCUAGUCCACUGCUGCAGUCGUGAGAAUCUUGAUGCUGCUCUAAAAGACCACUCAUUGCUUAAAAUGAUUCAUCAGUACAUAGGAUACCAACAGAAGGUCCGUGAAGGCCACUUGGGAAAGACAAGCAUGUUCUGGCUCUCUGUGAUGGAUCACGCUAGGCUAGUUUUCAUGUUGGAUUUUGCUGUUAAAACAAACAACUUUGAGCUGUUUCAUUACUGCAAUGGUGCCAUGGCAGAAUUGAUCUUUGCAUAUGAUGGCCACAACUAUGCCAGGUACCUAACUUGGUUCGAGGCAUUUCUCAUCAACAUUGACAUCUCCCACCCUGGUGCUCUUGACAUCAUCAAGCUAGGAGCCAUUGCUGUUGCACGAUCUCUAAUUCCAGGGGCUCUCUCAGCAGUGGACAAGACCAUGGAGGAAACUUUUAUGAAGUUUGCCAAGUCUUCAGGUGGUCUGCUUGGUCUUUUUAACAUGUUUGGAGCAUACCAGAAGUGGUGCCGUACAACCUCUGCACGUGCUCAGCUCCAUGAGCUGACUCUGGAAAUGUGUGGCAUGAUUGAUGAUCCAGACUGCCCAAAGAGAGGGAAGCACCGUGAACUGGAACCUGCCCAGAUCAGAAAGCAAGAAGAGGCAGUACAGAGAGUCAUCUUGGCCAUUAGUGGCUUCACCAACCCCUGGAAGAUCCCAGACAAAAAACAUCUCUACUCACUGGCAUCUGGUGCACCCGUAGACCCAGAAGUUGAGGUGGAUGUACUGCAGGCCGAGGCUGCAGGCAGGGCUGCUAAGGAGAAGUUUAUUGAUGAACGCUUUGUUUCCAAGAAGAAGGGAUUCUUUGAGCCCCUCAAUAAGCUUAAACUGAAGACUAUGUAUCACUCAAGCAAGAAGAUCAAGCUCACAUCUGCACAGGGAAAGGUCUUUAUGUACCAAGAGCAAAGCAACCUUGCUUUCCAGCUACUUGUUAAGUCCCAAAUGCUGGAUAUGCCUUUUGACCUUGAGGAACUCAUGCAUUACCCCCUCUCACCUGUUCCUCAUGCACUUGGCACUCCUGAUGGAUUUUUUGCGAAGACAAACAAGGCCACCAUUCUUCACUAUCUCCUCCAGGAUAGAGAUGAAGAGGUCAUCUACCCUAAGGAUGCACUCUUUAUACAGGAUGGCAAUGCUCUUUUUCAUAUGAUGACCAACCUUCAACCAACCUGUGGAGAGAUCUGUAUGCAGCUCUUGGAUCAUAUGAUUCCCAAGCAGCACUUUGUCUUCUCCACAGAUUGCUACCAGACAGACUCUAUUAAAGCCCAGGAGAGGGUCAGACGAGGCUCCACUGAGAAUUUCAUAAUUGGUGGCCCACACACCCACAAACCUUGUGACUUUAAAUGCUUUCUUAGCAAUGAGGUAAACAAGAAGCAGCUAUGUGAUCUGCUUCUCAAGGUCUGGGGGAGCAAUGAGGCAGCAUCUCGGCUGGAGAAGUGCAAGAGGGCCGUGGUAUGUGUUGAUGGGAGAUCCUAUGACCUAACUUCAACAAAUGGCCAAGUUCAGGCUUCAGAGAUCCACGCCCUGCGGUCAAACCAGGAGGAGACAGACACCCGUGUUGUCCUCUACCUCCACCAAGCUGUAAAGUGGGGGUACAAGUCCAGUGUGGUGCGGACCCCGGACACCGACAUUUUACUGAUCCUCCUUUACCAUGCCAGCAGGAUCAACCUCACCAUAUUGCUUGACCACGGAACUGGCUUGCAUCGUAAGCUUGUGAAUGUCUCUGAGUUGGCUGAAUCUCUGGGAUCUGAGUACUGCAGCACUCUUCUGGGAUACUAUGUCUUUUCUGGGGAAGACUGCACCAGUGCUUUCAAGGGCAAAGGCAAAGUAGCUCCCUUAAAGAAGCUGCAGCAAAACCCGCGAUUCCAGAAGGCUUUCAGCCAGCUUGGCACAUUGUGGCAGGUCAGCAAUGAGCUCCAACAGGAGAUGGAAUCCUUCACAUGUGUUAUGUAUGGCCAUGGUCGUCUGACCUCAAUUGAUGCUGUGAGAGUCAAGAUGCUGCAAAAGAUGGUGGGUGUUGACAGAGCCCUGGAUGCAAGUUCCAAAGUAGACCUGGAACGCUUGCCUCCCCCCAAGGUCUGUCUCAUCCCACACACACAGAGAGUAAACUACAGAGUUGCCUGCUACAAAAGGGCAGAGCAGCCCAUAUUUGAAAGGCCAAACCCUUACGAUCAGGGUAUGGGUUGGGAGAAAACAAUGGAAGAGGGGGUGUUGGAGCCGGUGUGGUCAGUUGGCCCCAUCUUCCCUCCUUCUCUUGUUGACAUUCUUGCUGGAGUAGAAGAGAGAGAAUCCAUUGGAGAGGGGACAGAUGAUGUGGAGGAAGGGACAGAGAUUGAAGAGAUAGACUUUGAUGAUCUUUUCAAUGAUGAUGACGAGGAUGAAAAUUAUUAGUACCACACUAUACAAGUACUUUUUAUUAUAUUCUUAGAUUUUAUCAACAAUUAGUUCUGCACUUAAUUAAUACAAAAUAAAAAUGCAAUUUAAUUCAUUUAAUUCAUUGGCCCAGAGUUGUGUAGAAAAGUGUGCUCAAUUGUCUCUGUAGAUUGUUAAAUUAAAAGGCUAUUGCAAUCCUUUUUUUUCAUUUUUUUAGGUGUAGUAAAGGGUUAAAAAAUUGAUACAUUUUGAGUAAAAAUGUGUAAAAAACUAAAAAUAAACAUUCUGUUGAAUUCCUUGGCCCAGAAUUGUAUGGAAAAGUGUGCUCAUUUGUCUGUAUAGGUUGUUAACUUCAGGAACUAUGCCAAUUUCUUCAUCAUUUUUGGCAGGCUCGGAUUUGGGGUAGGUGUAGGAAAGGGUUAAUAAAAUGCCUCACGGGACAUUUUUUGCCCUGGUACCUGUCAGAAUCUUAAAGUAGACACUUUAAGGAUUAAGAAAAAUCUCAAGAUGUGUUUAUUUAGUGCACAGGAUUUUAGUGUAAUGUGAAAACAUACAUGUGAAAUUAACAUUUUUUGCAAAUUUUUGACAUUUUUGUCCCAAAAUUAUGUCAAAAUGUGUAAAAAACGUAAAAAUAACCAUUUUGUUGAAUUCCUUGGCCCAGAAUUGUAUGGAAAAGUGUGCUCAUUUGUCUGUAUAGGUUGUUAACUUCAAGAACUAUGCCAAUUUCUUCAUCAUUUUUGGCAGGCUCGGAUUUUGGGUAGGUGUAGGAAAGGGUUAAUAAAAUGCCUCACGGGACAUUUUUUGCCCUGGUACCUGUCAGAAUCUUAAAGUA